GCGACGCUGGAUUGUAGGGUUGUUGUGGUGUGACGUCAUCAACAGGCGCCGCUCGGAAUGCCGUUGUUCAGUUCCUAACGUCUGUUUGGUAACUAAAGACACGUUUAUUUCUUGAUUUAAAUUAAAAACUUUUCAGGACCCAACAGAAACGUGUACGUCGGGUUGUGUAAAAUCAUCCAGAGUAACUCUGAGGUUGUGUUUUGACUGUUAAUCCUUGUUGAAGUUAAAAUAACGAAUGUCUCUGUGAACCUGGGCAUGGACUUCACUGAGUGCUACCGAGACAUGGUGUCCAGUGUGGCCGCUGCUGCUCGCUCAGGCGGCACUAGGUGGCUGAGGGUGCUGAUUCAGAGAGGCUGCAGUGUGGACUGUCGGGACAACCGAGGCUGGACCGCCCUGCACGAGGCGGCGGCAGCUGGCAGCAAAGCGUGCGUCCAGGAAAUCCUGUCAGCUGUCAAAGGUCUCAGCCUUCCCUGUCUAACGUUGGAUGCAAAGUUAGAAGAGACCCUAGUAUCCAACAGUCCCCAUCGCUCCAAACAAGAAGAGGCUCAGAGCCAAUCCCGGAUCUUAUCCCACCCUCACCUUCAUCUGUCACUCCUACCCUCCUCCACCACUGUCUCACUGCCCUCUAACAUGUCUUGCACCAGCCUCACAUACUUCUCUGCCACUCCCGAUGUUCUCAUACAAAUCAGCUGUGGGGUCCUUGUGUGUUUGCUGAUUGUAUUUAAGAUCACGUUUCUCUCAAAGGGCCACACUGAGAUCGUGCGCAUUCUCGUUAACAAAUGCAACCUGGAGGCAGUAGACGAUUACAGGAUUUCCCCGUUAUUUGUGGCUGCACAGUACGGACAGAGGGGGUGCCUGGAAAUACUCGUUAACACCGGUGCCAACGCGAACACGCAGGCAGUCGAUCUGAGUACACCUCUGUUCAUCGCCUCUCAGGAGGGACACCAGGCCUGCGUGGACUUCCUGUUGGACCACGGGGCUGACCCUAACAUGGUCUGCAGUCACGACUGGCCCCAGUUUGCCAUUCACGCCGCAGCCCAGUUUGGUCACAUCGGCAUCCUCAGGAGGCUCAUAGCUGUUACGGACCGUGCGUGCGACCGCGGCGAGAGCAUGGUGAGUCCGGUGUAUGUAGCUAUUAACAGCGAUCAGACCAAGAGUGUGGAAUUGCUGUUGAGGGAAGGUUACAGCCCAGACGCCCAGGACUGCUCGCACACCCACGGCCUCCUCUCACCGCUCUCCCUGGCCUUGUAUCGCACACCCCAGAAACCUUACAGUGAGUCGGUGAAACUGCUGAUAGCUGCAGGAGCAAGGUUGAAUGAGGAAGAUUGGAUUUAUGCUUUGGCCACUGACGAAGCAGACCUGCUGCAGCUGAUAUUUGAGCACCGGUGGAUACCUCGCCCAGAGGCUGUGACCAGCGACGAAUCUGUACUGCAGCACGAUGGGAAAACUGAGCUGAAGCUGGGAGAACUGAACGAGAUGCUCUGUGUGGCUCUAAACCAAGUACAUUUUGCUGGCUGCUGGCUUCCUCUUCUCCUGAAGGCAGGACUGGAACCAUCUUUACUGCUUCAGCCCCACAUGUUGGAAGAGGCAGACAGCCAGGUGUUAAAUUACCUCCUUGAGUUUGUAAACUGGUCGACUUUAUCUCCCCGUUUGAAACAUAUUCUGGAUCGAAGGGUGGCAGAAAAGUCCUGGGAUCCGCAUCCGUGUUUCGACUCCGUCCCCUGUCUUUCCCACAUCUGCCGGCUGCAGGUCAGAGCACUGCUGGGACCAGAUAUCCUGAUGAGGACCAAUGUCGUCCAACAGCUUCCUGUCCCCAACCUGCUUCACGAUUUCCUUAAAUUCAGGGACAUCCCAGAAGCUUCGUACACACACGCGCCACCAUUGGCAAUUUUACAGCGAAUCGAGGAACAUCGCAAUACACACCAGCACAGACAUGUUCUAUGACCACAUCAGUGUCUUAUGUUCAAACCCAAGAAUCCAUAUUAUUCCAUUAAAUGCAAAUAUUCAAGUCUGGUUCAUCAUUUUAUGCACAUUCCUACUUGGAGUAUGGAUGGAUUGGAGGUUUAAACAGAAGAAUGUCAGGUACAGAAGAGGGACAAAUGAAUAGAAAAACCAAAAAGCCUCUUACUAAGGUGUUGGACCACCAGAACAGCACUACUGCUCCUUUAUGUUUAUUCUUGAAAUGUCUGGAAAGUCACUGGAGCGCUGGACACUAUUCUUCCAAAAGAUAUUCCCUCAUAUGUUUUGAUGAUGUUGGAGAGGACUGUCUAAUGGUCAAACAUCUCCCACAGGCGUUCAUUUGGAUUGAAAUGUUGUGACUGCACACGUGUGAUUCACACCAUUUUCAUAUUCUUCAGUGACCCUUGUGCCCUAUGGAUGAGGGGAAUUCUCACUCUGGAAGAGAGCAUACAUGAGGAUAAAAGCCAAUCACAUAGACAAACUUUGUGUUGAUUUGCAGUGAUCCCUCCCCUUUUUGUGCAGGAAGUACAGCUAGUGUCAAUAAACAGCUCACUAGUGGUUAAAAUAACAACAAAGCAGCCAAGAAAUAUAUAUCAUACAAAUAGAUGUAAUUAUCCAAACUCAUUCAUAUUCUUCCUCCGUUUUUUUGGCACCAGAUCAUCAAAAGCUGUACGGGGACGAUCAGAUGGCUCGUACGAGUCUACGCACUGCAGGCGUGAAGGAUUACGGGCGUUUUUUUUCCUUUAAUUUGUCAUCUAUCCGUAGCUUACUUCACCUGUUACUUUCUAGAAAUUGUAUUGUACUUAAGUGAUUUGUAAUAAAUUUUAUGACUAAGCCUUUGGCAUUAAUGCUACGAUUUAAUAAAAUUAUUUUUCUAAUUAAAGUGAAAAUUUCCCCAAACAA
Neolamprologus brichardi is the source of this 2862-nucleotide messenger RNA. The record is from RefSeq and is a predicted model, not a curated record. Lineage: Eukaryota; Metazoa; Chordata; Actinopteri; Cichliformes; Cichlidae.